This is a messenger RNA of Lates calcarifer (barramundi perch), 2074 nucleotides long. It is a transcript of the gene cfap100, whose product is annotated as cilia and flagella associated protein 100. The transcript is spliced from 16 exons. NCBI's taxonomy places the organism in Eukaryota, Metazoa, Chordata, Actinopteri, Centropomidae. The coding region runs from base 121 to 1875 and encodes 584 amino acids. The record is from RefSeq and is a predicted model, not a curated record.
CACAAAUGGAACGGUCCGCUGGAGAGGUGAAGCUGCGGUGACGUAUUCUCUCUAACUACUGACUCUAUCUGAACAUCAGUAUCAAACGCCAAAUCAAACACUGAGCCAGCGCAGCACGAGAUGCCAGAGGAAACCUCAGAGAUGACAACAUCACAACCCAAAGGACCAGAGAUUUCUACAGGCAGCAUUGUUGAUUCAGAAACUGAAAGUGCUGCCAAAUCACAUGAACAAGACAUGAGGAGAAGGAGGAGGGAGACACGACAAAGCCCAUUCAAAGUGCCAGACAGUAAUAAUUUUUUUCUGCUGAGUGUAAAUGAAAAAGGGGACCAGAAAGAGGAGAUGCGUGAAUUCCUGGCUCUGCCAAUUGAUGAGAAGACGACCCACGCUGCACGAAUGAUGGCCAAGCUGAAGAAAAAGCUGGUGGGAGAACUGGAGGAGGAGGAGGAGGAGGAAAGGGAGAAGAUUAAAAAUCUAAAACCAAUCAAGAGUAAGACAACUUUCCCUAAAGAAACACCAACCAGACAUGAACUGAAGAUGGCCAUGAUGAAACGAGAAAAUGUUACAAAAGACAGCAAACACGACUUAAUCUCCAUGGAACGGCAGAAAGCAGUUUUGGAGUUAUCUCUGAUGACGAAGAGGGGAGAGAUUUUGAGGAUGGACAAGGCCAUUGCAAAGGAGGAGAGGCAGCUUAAACAGCUUGAAAAGAUGAUUGAGAGAGACAACCAGAGCUUUGAAGAGUUCCUGAGGGAGAACGAGAAGAAGUCUGUGGAAGCCAGAACAUUUUUUGAACGGGAGGCCAAGUCCAAACAGGAGAAGAAUGCUGAGAUCAAGAAACUAACCGCUGAGAUAGGGACUAUAAAAAGUGAACUCACCAAGUUUGAAGAAAUCCUGGUGGACUACAAAAGAUACAAGGAGCUUCUGCUCAAGCUGUCUCCUCCAGACUGGCAGGAGGCCCAGAGAGCUAAGGCUUUGAAAGCUAAAGUCCUGUCUGACAAAGACACACAGGACCAGCAGAACAGGGACACUGAGGAGUCAGCAGUUAGAGACGGUUUGGUGUCCAGUCCAGGUAGAGAGCUGCCUUCCAUCAGAGAGACCAGGCUGUCCUCAGCCCACAGUGACACACUGAUCACAGGUUGUAAAGUGGACAGUGACGGCUCAGAGUAUGAGGAUGAACCAGAGCUGUACUUUUCUGAUCCCCAGCAGCUUCUAGAUCUGUUGACUGAGCUGACAGAUCAGAACCUGUCCCUGAUUCAGAACUCGACCAGGGUGGAGGAGACGGCGGAGGAGCUCCAACAAUCCUUGGAGAUAGCCAGGAAGAAGAUUGAGGAGGAUGAAGAGCAGCUGGCACUACAGAUGAAUGACAUGAACCAGAGAAUCGAAGAGGAGAGAACGAGAGGCAACAAGCUCAAACAGAAGGUUCAGCUCCAUGUCUCACUGAACACGGAGGACCAGGAUGUGAUGCUUGAUGCUCUGAACGAGAAGGUGGCAGAGGUGCAUCGCAGCUGCGUGGAUGACAGGAUGACCAACCUCAGCACCUUGGAGAAAGUCGCCAAUAUUGAGAGCCGUCUGUCUUUACUGCUGCAGGGCCUUGAGAGCAUCCCUGAAGAAAACUUGGAGAUGAUGAAGAAGAUAAAGGACAGUGAGAGAAGGACCAGGGAGCGUGAAGACAAGCAGAGAGAGCAGAGAGAGAAACAGAAAGAAAGGAUGAGGAGAUACAUGGAGAGAUCCCUGGCUGACUCCAAGAAAAUAAGUGGGAGGAAACUCAUGCCCAGAUGCAUGCCUGUUGCCCAGAAAGUCAAAGUCAGCAAAGUGGACAACAUCCCUGCAGAGGAUGAGCUCCAUGCCUACCUCUUCACCUCUGAGGAUAUAGAGUAAAAAAAGAAAAAAGAUUUUGUUUAAAAAAAAGUCAUGUUAUUUAAAAAAAAUGCAAUCAUGUCAUGACAGUUGAUGAGUGAAAAUGUUAUUAGACAUUUGUUACACUAUGAUCAUGACAUAAGAUAAUUAAAUCAACAUCGGGGGGAACAGAAAUACUUUGUUGGACUUUGUCAUGUAUAAUAAAGCAGUGAAUAACUCA